ACCAAUUCCAAUAUGGUGGCCAGCCUGGCGGGUCUACGGUUCCUGUUCAUGGUGUUGUUGUUCUGCGGGUUCGGGUUCGGGUUCGGCGCCUGCGGCCACGAGGCUCCGCGGGUUCUCGGGCUGCGACUGGAGGAUCCGACGGGUCCGGUGUGCAUGAGGGGUCGGGUCGUCUCGGCGCCAGAAGGAGCCUCGUUCCAGCUCCGGCUGUUCUUCGGGACUGGGACGGUUCUGAAUGGGAGCCUGCUGCGGGUCGGGUUCGCUGGGGAGGUCGGGGACGCGCCUGACCCGUGCGGGGAGGAGUCCAACCGGAAAGAGUCCGCUUUCCAGGUGACGGGUGGGUUCGAGCAGGAUGAGGACUACAGCGGGCUCAUGACGGUGGAGGUUCGGCAGACCAGCAUCUCAGCGGGACCGAGCCUCCACCGAGUGUGCGUGCUGAGCGGAGACAGCUGGGAGUCGGUGGGCCCGGACCGACUGCGGGUCGACCCCUGCCCCGGUCCGCCCGCAGACUACAUCCCGCCGUGGGGUCUGGCCGUCCUGAUCGUGGUGCUGCUGCUGGUCUGCGGGACGCUGCGGACCGUGAACCUGAGCCUGCUGUGGCUGGACCCCGUGGAGCUGUACGUCCUCCACAGCUGCGGUUCCGAGGAGGAGAAGCGGGCCGCCAAGCGCCUGGAGCCCAUCAGGAGGAGGGGGAACUUCCUGACCUGCUCCCUGCUGUUCCUGUGCGCUCUGGGUCACUCGGCGCUGGGCGUGCUCCUGUACCGGGCCCUGGGCUCCAUCGUGUCCGCGGUCUUCGCCAGCGGCCUCCUGGUCUUCUUCCUCGCCGAGCUCGCCCCCCACAUCCUGUGCUCCGGCUACGGGUUCCAGCUGGCGCCGGCUCUCACCUGGCUGGCCCAGGUGAGCAUCGUGCUCACCUGCCCCCUGUCCUGCCCCCUGGGGCUGAUCCUGGACCUGGCUCUGAGGAGGGACGUCAGCACCUGCGGGAUACGGGAGAGGGCGAUGGAGAUGAUCCGCACCAGCGUCAACGACCCGUACAGGCGAGUUCGUGAAGGAGGAUUCAGCCGCGGGAUGCUGCGCAGUAAGGACCGUGGAGGACUCCUGACCCGCUGAAGGAUUUGCUUCAUGCUGCCAGAGUUCCGUCGUUCCUUCGACUUCUCCACCAUUGCUUCUGAGAUCAGGUUUGCAGGAGCCGGCUACACCCGAGUGCCGAUCUACGGGAGUUCCAGGUCCAACAUUGUGGAGAUCCUGUAUGUGAAGGACUUGGCUCUGGUGGACCCGGACGACUGCACCCCGAUGACGACCAUCACCAAGUUCUACAACCACCCGCUGCACUACGUCUUCAACGACACCAAACUGGACGCCAUGCUGGAGGAGUUCAAGAAAGGAAACUCUCACAUGGCCAUCGUCCAGAAGGUGAACAACGAGGGGGAGGGAGAUCCUUUCUACGAGGUGCUGGGAUUGGUCACGUUAGAGGACGUCAUCGAGGAGAUCAUCAAAUCAGAGAUCCUGGACGAGUCCGAUGGCUACUUGGACCGGAAGGUGAAGCGUCCUCUGGCUCGCUCCAGCCUGGGAGAUUCCUCUGAGCCUCCGCAGGUCCACGAGGAGUUCUCGCUCCUUCAAGCUCCCGAAGGAGAACCCAAGAUUCCGAGACGUCCGCCGCAGCUCCUGCUGGCGACGCACCGGUUCCUGUCCAGAGAGGUGGAGCACUUCAGCCCGGGACGCGUGUCCGAGAAGGUCCUGUUCCACCUGCUCCGUCACCCCAGCGUGAACCAGGAAGUUCACUUCGACCCAAACAACCGGCUGAGCGCGGGUCACUACCUGUACACCCGGAACCACCCGGUGGAUUAUUUCAUCCUGCUGCUGCAGGGCCGUGUGGAGGUGGAGAUCGGCAAAGAGGGGCUGAAGUUUGAGAACGGGGCGUUUACGUACUACGGCGUCUCCGCUCUGACGCUGCCAUCUUCAGUGCACCAGUCUCCAGUGUCGACCCAGCGUCACUCCCCCAGGGAUCCCUUUGAGUCAGCAGAAGCUACGAGCCCGUCCAGCUAUUGUCCUGACUACACCGUCCGAGCUCUCACUGACCUGCAGCUCAUACGGGUGACACGUCUGCAGUAUCUGAACGCUCUGAUGGCGUCGCGGGUCGGCCAGAGUCCAGAUCCUCCUGAGAUCAAGAUCCUGCCCAACAGCCAGACCAAGCUGCUGAACGACAGAAACACCACACAAGAGUUCCCUGUAAACUUUUCAUUCUUUGAUACCAUUGAGAACUACUGUUAGUACUUUUUUGUGCAUGAGGUCAAUGAGAUGCAGGCUGCCUGUGGCAUGACAGCAGGCCGCACACAGUCUCUCACACACACUGACUGACUGUUUCUACCCUUUACCCUGUGAGAUCAGCGGUCCCUGUGGGUGCAGUUUAUGUUCGUGAGACAGAUUUCUUGAAUCAGGAUGUGUUAGUGUAAGUGUGUGUGUGAGGCUUUGUUUCUUCAUCCUGUGGCAUCCCUCCUCUCUGCUUUUCCCUGAAAUCUCUUCUGUUGGCUACGUCAACUCUCUCAGAUCUCAGAGACCGCAUGUCAGAUCUGAUUCAGCUCUUCGCUUUUUAACAUCUUUUUAAAUACGAGACGGCGGGAAGAAGGCGCAAAAGUGACAAGAGACUCUGAAAGAAGCACAAUCAGUGAAAAAUGAACUAUUAGAUGAUAUUAAAAACAGAGUAUUUUGUUAUCGGAAGCGUUCUGGUUUCCAGUUGUAGUGGAUAAAGUAGUAUUUGAACUAAUUAUUUUAUUUUCGCGUCAUGCACACAAAGUGCCAAACCCUCAUGGGGUUUACAAGACACCAAAAAUACAGCUGCAGUCAUCAAACA
This is a messenger RNA of Morone saxatilis (striped sea-bass), 2848 nucleotides long. Its product is annotated as metal transporter CNNM3-like. Gene Ontology annotation, biological process: transport; magnesium ion homeostasis. Gene Ontology annotation, molecular function: transmembrane transporter activity. The record is from RefSeq and is a predicted model, not a curated record. NCBI's taxonomy places the organism in Eukaryota, Metazoa, Chordata, Actinopteri, Moronidae. Gene Ontology annotation, cellular component: plasma membrane.